Colius striatus (speckled mousebird) is the source of this 3013-nucleotide messenger RNA. RefSeq names its product bromodomain containing 9 (gene BRD9). Gene Ontology annotation, biological process: regulation of transcription by RNA polymerase II. The record is from RefSeq and is a predicted model, not a curated record. The transcript is spliced from 18 exons. Bases 33 to 2114 code for a protein of 693 amino acids. Gene Ontology annotation, cellular component: nucleus. NCBI's taxonomy places the organism in Eukaryota, Metazoa, Chordata, Aves, Coliiformes, Coliidae.
CGCUUCCGGCUGCGGGGGGCGGCGGCCGCGACAUGGGCAAGAAGCACAAGAAGCACAAGGCGGAGAAGGCGGAAUGGCGCUCGGCCUCUGCUGCCUCCUACGGCGAUUAUGUGGAUAAGCCCUUGGAAAAACCUUUGAAGCUGGUGCUGAAAGUUGGAGGAAGUGAAGUGACUGAGCUUUCCGGGUCAGGGCACGAUUCUAGUUACUACGAUGACAGGUCAGAUCAUGAGCGGGAGCGGCAUAAAGAAAAGAAGAAGAAGAAGAAAAAAAAGUCUGAGAAGGAGAAAGAGAAGCACCUAGAUGAUGAGGAGAGAAGAAAGAGAAAGGAAGAGAAGAAGAGGAAAAGGGAGAAAGAACAGUGUGACACCGAAGGAGAGACUGAUGACUUUGAUCCCGGGAAAAAAGUGGAGGUUGAACCUCCUCCAGAUCGCCCUGUCAGAGCGUGCAGAACUCAGCCAGCUGAAAAUGAGAGCACGCCAAUCCAGCAGUUACUCGAACACUUCCUUCGACAGCUUCAAAGGAAAGAUCCUCAUGGGUUUUUUGCUUUUCCAGUCACGGAUGCCAUCGCUCCUGGGUAUUCUAUGAUAAUAAAGCACCCCAUGGAUUUUGGUACUAUGAAGGAAAAAAUUGCAGCAAACGAAUACAAAUCAGUCACAGAAUUCAAGGCAGAUUUUAAACUGAUGUGUGAUAAUGCAAUGACUUAUAACAGACCAGAUACUGUUUACUACAAGUUAGCCAAGAAGAUACUGCACACAGGCUUUAAGAUGAUGAGCAAAGAACGGCUGUUAGCUUUGAAGCGCAGCAUGUCGUUUAUGCAGGACAUGGAUUUUUCUCAGCAGGCAGCUCUUUUGGGUGAUGAAGACACAGCAGUUGAGGAACCUGUCCCUGAAGUUGUUCCCGUACAAGCAGAGACUACCAAGAAAUCCAAAAAGCAAAAUAAAGAAGUUAUUAGCAAAACUUUCUUGUGUAUCGGAUCUGAAUCUCUAUACAGAGAGAAAUUCUUAGCUAAGCAAAUGGAAGAAGAUACCCCAGGAGAGAGAAAUGGAUUUGGUGUGAGGAGAUGCUCUACCCAGUACCUAAGUUGCAUGUUUGAACCGGAGGGAAAUGCCUGCAGCCUGACAGAUAGCACUGCUGAAGAACAUGUCCUGGCUCUAGUGGAACAUGCAGCAGAUGAAGCUCGGGACAGGAUCAAUCGAUAUCUCCCCAACAGCAAGAUUGGUUAUCUGAAAAAAAAUGGAGAUGGGACUUUAUUGUUUAGUGUAGUAAAUUCAUCUGAUCCUGAAGCAGAAGAGGAAGAGACUCACCCAGUGGAUCUGAGCUCACUGUCAAGCAAACUAUUACCUGGUUUUACUACACUGGGCUUUAAAGAUGAACGGAGAAAUAAAGUAACCUUUCUCACGAGUGCUAACACGGCACCUUCCAUGCAGAACAACUCUAUAUUCCAUGACUUGAAAUCAGAUGAAAUGGAGCUUCUGUACUCAGCAUACGGUGAUGAAACUGGGAUACAGUGUGCCUUAAGCUUACAGGAAUUUGUGAAGGAUGCUGGAAGUUACAGCAAGAAGAUGGUAGAUGAUCUUCUGGACCAGAUCACUAGUGGAGAUCAUUCCAAAACCAUUUAUCAGCUAAAGCAGAGGAGAAACAUCCCAGUAAAACCACUGGAUGAAGUUAAAGUCCUGCCAGUUCUCAUCAAAGAAGAACACAAGCUGCGUAAUACCUGUCCAGAUUCUUCCAAACAGAUCAUGGUUGCAGAGUCUGCUGGAGACAGCAACACUUCUGAUUUGGACUUUCUCUCUAUGAAGCCCUAUUCAGAUGUAUCUCUUGAUAUUUCUAUGUUAAGUUCAUUGGGGAAAGUGAAGAAGGAGCUUGAUCAUGAUGAUAACCAUUUACAUCUGGAUGAGACAACAAAGCUGCUGCAGGACCUUCAUGAAGCUCAAGCUGACAGAGUAGGAUCCCGGCCAUCAUCCAACUUGAGUUCUCUCUCCAAUACCUCUGAAAGAGACCAGCAUCACCUUGGAAGCCCUUCUCACCUGAGUGUUGGAGAGCAGCAAGACAUGGUUCACGAUCCCUAUGAAUUUCUUCAGUCUCCGGAAACCUCGAAUGCCACUACUAACUAAUCUGACAUGUAUUAUGUAUAUAUUUUGUACUUUAAUUGUAUUAUGUUUUAUAAAGUUUUUGUCCAUGGCAGAAACCUCCAUUUUUAUCCUCUUUUCUAUGAGGAUUCCUGUAUAAUAUUCUCAUACAUGCUGGAUUUUAAAAAAGAAGAGAUGUGUACUUAGUACCUGAUGUUGUAAGCAGUGUACCAAAACUCACUUUGAUCUGUUUGUUGAGGGAGGUCAUUGUCUACUGCUGUGUGAGUCUGGACUGAAAAACAACAAAUAAUGUCUUUAAAAAGAUUUUCCUUUUAUACAAAAUAAGAAGUGAUAAUUUUCCCAGUGUCAUGGCUGCAGCCAUGGCAUGUUUCUAGUAGAAUUGUCUGCCAGUUCUGUUCAGGUCUUAACUUGAACAUCUUCAAGGAGGAAUAUUGUAUUUCAGCAGUGACAGAACUGCAUCAAUUGUGAUCAUGAUUGUUUCCCAUCUCCUGACCUUGACAGAAGUUGCUUCUAUUUUCCCCUAUUUUAAAAUCUUUUGAAUUUGAGAGAAGCAAUACUUGGUAGUUGCAUUAAAAUGCUCAGUGUGAGAAUCCCACCGUGGAUCAAAGAAAGAUGAAUGUGUUUGUGAUCCCUUGAAUCUUGAAACAAAAAAAUACAAGUGGUAUAUUUUUUAAUGUGAUGUGUACAUUUACUUGGAUGGAAAAAGAAAAGUGUGCUUUUCAGCAAUUAAAAAAAAAAAAACCCCUUUUAUAAUAGAGUACUGAGGUACCUGUGGGAUUUUGUACCAUUGAUAUGUGCUAGCUGGACAACUUAUCAAAUUUACAAUAAUUUGUAAAUAUUAAUAAAAGCACAAACCCAUUUCUGGUGUUGGCAAAUAUCUUGCCAGAAGGGGAUUUGCUUCUUUAUCUCUGGCUGAAACAGUA